AAAAAGCAACAAUCAAAAUGGCUUGCGAGGUGUGCGAACAUUGCAACUCCCCUGUGCGACCAGGCGAAGGAUCCGUACUGGAAGGGUUCAGUUAUCACGACGGCUGCAAGAAAUGUUAUGUUUGCAGCGAAACAGAUUUACACAACGCGGAAGUUUUCAAGGGCGUUAUAUUUUGCUCCGGAUGUUCCAGACGCAUCUUCAAGGGUUGUUCCACAGCGCGCAAGGUUAAGACCGGGAACAGGCGACGCAGGCGGAGACCGCGUUAUCGACGUGGGGAUGAGAAUAGAGUCAUCGAACUCGCUAGAUUAAACUCGUUAGUCAGUGACAGCAAUUCGGAAUCGUCAAAGUUAAGCAAACAACUGAGUGGUGUAACGAGGGUUCUGAGGGAAUCUCGCGUUAAAAUAAAAGAAGAUAACCUGAAGAAGGCCAGCGUUGACAUGGCAACGACGACGGAUGUGACGCAGGAAUUGUUGCAGAAUAUAUAUUCAUCUGUUGAUAGCGAUAACAAGAUGUUCGCGUCACCAGCCAAGCCGAGAAAAAUAAUUCGAAAUGAAAAGGAAAACAAAAACAAUUUGUACAGCGAUGUAAGAAUUGCAGAGCUCGGCGCUUCGAGGGAAAUGGCUCACGUCGCUCUGAGGAGACGAUCAGAAGUCCCGGUGAUCAUACAAUCUGAGUCAUGUCUCCGGCAAAUGAGGUCAAAAAAUAGAUCGUACACGACUCAAGAAUCGGAUACUUCUGGUGAUACCGAAUAUUCAAAGGGAAUCGUUAAUAAACACUGGAUGGACAGACGUUUUAGAAGCAUACUGAAACUACCAUACAAAAGUUUUACGAAGAACAUCUUAAAUCGGAGCUCCCUCGUCAAUUCUAUAUGCAGCGAGGAUGAAAAGAAAUGUACAUUGAGAAGAAUUAAAGGACUGUUUCGUCAGGAAAUCACGGAACAUCAGCGCCGAGGUCUCAAGAAGUUGUUCUCAACAAUAAAUAGUAAAAAAGUACCUUACAAAUUGGGUUGGUUGGGAGUAAUGGAAAACAUUCCAGAAAAUACUGGAUGUAAACACUUUCGGAACUCACAUAGUUAUAGAUGUAUGCGCAAUCAAGUCAUGAAAUCGGCUGGUCCAACUCAGAGCGAAUUGGCUGUAUUCAGAAAGAAAUUGAAGAAAUUUAUUUUCUUUGAUUUUCUCAAAAGUUUGCAUAAUUUCAAUAAGCAAUUUUUAUACAUGCUGGCGUCGCAAGCUUGUACACAAGAAUCGAUCAUUUGA
Molecule: messenger RNA, 1256 nt
Organism: Vanessa atalanta (red admiral)
Lineage: Eukaryota; Metazoa; Arthropoda; Insecta; Lepidoptera; Nymphalidae
Exons: 19
Coding region: 18-1256 (412 amino acids)
Source: RefSeq, a predicted model, not a curated record